Molecule: messenger RNA, 2967 nt
Organism: Trematomus bernacchii (emerald rockcod)
Lineage: Eukaryota; Metazoa; Chordata; Actinopteri; Perciformes; Nototheniidae
Product: protein asteroid homolog 1-like
Exons: 6
Coding region: 485-2470 (661 amino acids)
Molecular function (GO): nuclease activity
Source: RefSeq, a predicted model, not a curated record
CUCCAGAAGGACUUUUAGCGCGUUUCCCAGUAGACAGAGCUGUCAGAGCGGUGCCUCUCAGAAGAGCAGCCGCUGGGCGGAGUCACAGAAACGCUCAACUGAUCUACUUCACUCCUCAACCGUUGUGCCGUUACCCGUUAGUGCCGUUAGUGCCAGUCAAAACAUACCGCUUUGUUUCAACCACUGCCGUUUCGCCGUCCCCCCGUGUCCCGCCCUCUCUGUCUGUCUGUGUCUGUUUCAGUUUAGCCAGCAAAACUGCUGGUAGACCAGCAUAAAUACCAGCUUCACCAGCAUCCAGCUUAAUUUAAAAUAUGACAUCCAUGCUGGUCUAUGCUGUUUUUUUCAGCAGACACGGUGGAGAGAAUGCAGAGACUGGGAGCUGCUGUGAUGUGAGGAAAGUGAAACUUAAGGGAGGGAGGAGGUGCAGCAGCUCCUAUAAGAGCGGAGACCCCCCCACCGGCUCCUCCGUAACUCUCUGCCCAGGAUGGGAGUCCAAGGCCUGACCACUCUGCUGGAGAAACACCGGAGGAUCUACCGGGAUCUCCACCUCUCUCACAGGCGGCUGCUGAUCGACGGCAGCAACCUCUACCACCGGCUGUACUUCAACUCAGGUCUGGACCAGAAUCACGGCGGGGAGUAUGCUGCGUUCGCGGCCCUUAUUGAGAGGUUUGUUAAAGCGCUCAGAGACUGUCAGAUCACGCCCUACAUAGUGCUGGACGGAGGAUCGGACAUCUUAGAAAAGAAGAAUGAAACCGUGAUGCAGAGAGCAGUGGAUCGGAUCAAACAAGCGCAUCGAGCGGCGCAGGGCGGCCAGCGCAAGAACAUCAUGCCGACGCUGGUGAAGCUGGUGUUCCGACAGACGCUGAGGCGGCUGGACGUCCAGGUGGCUCAGUGCUAUGGAGAGGCUGACCCGGAGAUCGCCGCCCUGGCCCGGGAGUGGCAGUGCCCGGUGCUUUCCGGAGACAGCGACUUCUACAUCUACGACCUUCCGGAGGGGCUACUGCCCCUCUCAGACUUCCAGUGGGAGGCGGUUGAGCGGAGGGGCUCCAACAGCUACAUCCCCUGCAAGAGCUACAACACCUCCAGCUUCUGCAUCUUCUUUCAAAUCCAGCGCCAGCUCCUGCCCGCCUUCGCCGCCCUGGCCGGGAACGACUACGUGAAGCCACACCGGCUGCAGGCGGGCGUCAGCUGGAAUCAGUUCGCCCCGGCAGGCGGCGGGAACACGGGCCACCUGGACGGGCUGCUGUGCUGGCUGCAGAACUUCCAGAAGCCUCAGGAGGCCUUCGAGGCGGCGCUGGGGCUGAUGGGAGAACUGAGCGGCAACAAAAAGGCGGAGGUGAUGAAGGGCUUGAAUCUGGGGAUGGAGGAGUACCAACUUCCUCCCAGCGCCCUCAAAAAGUUCUUCAUCCAUGGGAUAGCACCUCCAUUCUCCACAGAAGUGGCUGGUGUCCCGGACUGGUUCCGGCUGCCUCUGAUUCAGGCCUGGCUGCCGGCGGAAUUCCUGGACGUGCUGCUGCUGCAGAGGAUGAGAUUCAGCGUCUUCGUGGAUCUCGCCGCCGCACCAAGCGCUCACCUUACCGCCAGGCCGCUGCGGCAGGUGAUGUACGGGCUGCUGCUGGGCGAGGGCAGGGAGGUGAUAGAGCGAGAUAGGGAGGGGCUGCAGCUGAGGCUCAUCCCCGUGAAGACCGCCUCCACAGCAAGCUCCCUGCAGCUCUCACUGCAAACACUGGAUAAGGCGGAGGCCUCUCUACGUCUGCAGGUUCUCCUUGAGGCCCUGGGGGUCCCUGAGGCCUCCUUGGCCCCUGUGCCUCCCGCCCUGCGCCUCCCUGUGUGCGUCACCUGCUUCUGGCUGCAGAGAGCCCAGCCUCCUGCAGACGAGGAGGUGCUGAAGGCUCUGCUGCUCGGGCUGAGCUCCGGAGACGCCUUCAGGGCAGCCCUGCCCCCCCCCAGACAGAAGCUGGACAUGCAGGUGUCUCACUCUCUGAACCAGUGGCAGUCCUGCCUGAAGUCCAGCCUGCAGCUCAACCAACUGCUGGGCCGACCGCUACCUGAGCCCCCCCUCUCCAGGUUGUUUGAGGGGACGUUGGUUCACCAGCUGGUGCACAGGAUGAGGUACGGGGGAAAGAAGAGGCCUUUCCUGAAGGAGGACCCCUGCAGUGUGAUGCUGUUCGAAGCCAUUCAGGCCGUGGUGCACCAGAUCCCCCCUCAAGAGAGCCACAGGACGGGGGAGGAUCGGCAGAGGCAGCCUCUGGACGACCUGACCUCCACCCUGCAGCAGCUCUUCCCCCUGGAGGAGGAGGAGGAGGAGGAGGAGGAGGAGGCCAGCAGCUCGGGGUGGGUGCAGGAGGAUCUGCGCCUCAGCGAGCUGCUGUCAGUGAAAACUCGUUUCAGAGCGAAACACAGGAAGAACCGGAGCAAGAACCCGGAGCUGGCCCGCAAAGAGGAGCGCCGCGACCGGGACCUGCUCUGAGCUCAAGGGAGGAAAACAAGCCGGGUUCAUCAGACUCUCGUUAACGUCCCUCACAUCAGUCUGAUACAUAAUAUUUACGUUAUUCUGAAACAAGAAGCACUUCCUUUUUUAAAUCUGCACACAUUUUAAUGCCAACACCUUUUUGCACAUUUCUUUCUUCGUCUCUUUAUGCCCUCAAGAUUGUAUAUUUUUAAUUAAGGGUGACCAGCACUUGUUUUUUCUUAUUUGCCCUUAAAAUGUGAUGCACUGUUCGAUUGUUAUUGAAAACACAAAAGAGUUUUAAUAAGUGGAAUUCACUGUAAACAUGUUAUUUACAAAAACGUGAUAAUUGUGUUUCUUUAGUCUCAUGAAUGUUAACGCUUUGUUCCUCACGUACGUUCUUAGUGACUGUUUGUUGGAGACAUUUUUGUGCAUUCGUUUACUUUUAUUACAUUACAUGUUACUUGUUAGACGCUUUUAUCCAAAGCGACUUACAUACUCAAUACUGUGGGCAAUCC